AGAUAGUGAUAAGAAAUGGUAGUAACUUCUUACAAAUACUGUAUUUGCUUCUUAUUAAUUAUUAAAUUAUUACAUAGUAUAGACUAUAGACUAUUAUUGAGAGCCUAGACAUAGAUGAAAUAUUAUCUAGGCUCUGUAGUAUAGACUAUAGAACAUUCACUAUAUUUACGAGUAUGGAGUUUCUUUAUUGAUGUUGUAAUGAACAUAUUAGAAAAAAUACAAUGGUAACAAUAAAUGUAAAGGCGUACAAUUCGAUUGAUAAAGUUGGGGGCUCAGGAGGAGAAAAUGACAACCGAUACUUAUACUUGAAUUCUGUGGUUAAAAUCGAGUGUGGUCAAAAUGAGGGCACAGCAGUUUGUGUGCACACGUCUGACGCUAAUGAUAGACACCUGUUCCUCACAUGUGCUCAUGUCGUAGACCACACAGUGCAAUCAGUAAUACUACGUUAUGGUGGACGUGCAAUUAAAGGUAGAGUUAUUUAUGCUAAUCGUAAGGCUGUUCCGUAUGAUAUUGCUGUAAUUGUAUCUGAACGAAUUACAGACAUUUUAGCUUGUCAGAUAUCAGACAAAAUCCCGGUCAUUGGUCAAAAAAUGUUUUCGGUUGGAUUCCCUUGUCAAGAAUAUGUACCGUCUACAGUUUUUGGUCACAUGUAUAGAAUGAUACAUAACAUAUUGACAACCACUUGUAAUGUACGCGAAGGGUUCAGUGGUGGUCCAGUCUUUUCAAUCGAUAGAAAACUAUUGGGUCUCACAGUUGGAAAGUUGAAUGUGGGCACUAUUCAUUUUGUAUUGCCUUCAACAGAAUUUGUGGAAACUAUUAAUAAAUACAUCAUUACUAAUAAUGUUGAAAUACUUAAUGAUUUAGAAUCCAAGUGCCCAUUGAAAACAGCGUUGUGGAACAAUGGAAUUCCCACAUUCAAAGCAUGUCAUAUUUAAUUCAAACAGAAGAAUAUUCUCAUGUACAUUUCUAUAAUGAUUGAAAUGAUUAAUAGGGUUAGGGUGUUUAUGAUUUUGCAAAUUUUUUUUUGGUUGUCCAAUAGCUUUUCCAUUCUUAUAUAGAAAUGUGUUUCAUGAUAUCUAUAUUCAAAAUUUUAUUUUGCAUAUAAUUACAUAUUUUACCAUUUUUUAUUUAUGUGCAUAAUAUGUGAUUUUUCUGUUUUUUAGUACAUAUUUAACGGUUUUCGAUGUAAAAUGCUGAAAAAUACCAUAAUUUUAUAUUUUAUUAACUGAAUCUGAUAUAAAGUUGAUUAUCUGGUUUUUACAAAUUAUCACUUAUUUAUUGUUGAGAAUUCAAUAUGAUUAUACACACUAAAUUUUCUAUAACCCUCACCAAUUGUCACAAUCAAAACUUAUCUUAAAACUGUGAGCCAUUACAAUUUUAUCAAAUAUUUUAACAGAACAUUUAAUAAUUUAAAAUUAAUUGCCAUCUAGUCUACGACUGAUGUAGAGUACCUGUACUGCGAGUUUUGUGUUAGAGAUUUUUCUUCUAAUAGAUUCAGACGUAUUAGCUCCAAAUAGACAAAGAUUUACAACAAAACAUUUAAAAAAAACAAUAAUUAUUCAAUGCAACUUCUUUUUAAAUAUAUAUUUUUAUUUUUAUAUAAUUAAUAAGAAAAUUCAAAAAUGUAAUAGACAAUAGUUAAUAUAAUAAGCAUAUAAAAAUAGUACCGACCCAAUUAGUUUAUAUUUUAUUAAUAAUUAAUAAUUAAAUUUGUCUAUAUUUAUUGCAUUUUUUUAUCCACAUUUUUCAAAUUUUUCAUGCAUAUUUAACUGUUUUAUAGUACAUAAAAUAUCCUAACCCUAAUGAUUAGUGUACUUAAUUGGUAACAGUUUUGUCUUGAAAAUAUUUAAAAUUGUAAGAAGUGUCUAGUGGUUAUAUGGAUUUUAAAAAUUAUUAUCUUUUAUUACAUGUGCAGUGAAUUCAUUUUAUUGUAAUAUAAAAACUAAUAUGUGUACUUGUUUUAAUUGAAAUAUAAAAAUAAAAAUAUAAUAACAUAGGUA
Rhopalosiphum padi (bird cherry-oat aphid) is the source of this 2000-nucleotide messenger RNA. Its product is annotated as peroxisomal leader peptide-processing protease-like. NCBI's taxonomy places the organism in Eukaryota, Metazoa, Arthropoda, Insecta, Hemiptera, Aphididae. Gene Ontology annotation, cellular component: peroxisome. Gene Ontology annotation, molecular function: serine-type endopeptidase activity. Gene Ontology annotation, biological process: protein processing; regulation of fatty acid beta-oxidation. The coding region runs from base 222 to 935 and encodes 237 amino acids. The transcript has 6 exons. The record is from RefSeq and is a predicted model, not a curated record.